Messenger RNA from Prunus armeniaca (apricot), 159 nucleotides. The record is from the annotation of a GenBank genome assembly. Lineage: Eukaryota; Viridiplantae; Streptophyta; Magnoliopsida; Rosales; Rosaceae.
AUGAAUUGGGUGGCAUUUUUGUUUUCAACAUUUCAACAAUCCUCAAGUUUGAUAGAACGAAGAAGACUAGUUAGAAUGCUCGAAGACAUCUUGUUUGAAAUCCUUGCAAGAUUACCUGUGAAAUCUCUUUUGCGGUGCAGAUGUGUUUGCCAAUCUUAG